GAUCAUCAGCUUCGCAGGUUUUAAGCUUCAUUUUCCAAAGCCACCGAGCUCAGACGAAAAAAAAAACCCACCGAGCUGAGUCGGUGUCGGUGGUCGGUGAUCGGCGAGUGUGACGUGGCAAUGGGCACGAUGAGCCCCACGCAGCUUGAUUACUACGAAGACAUGUGGAAGCUUGAAUCCGAUGCCACACUGGUAGCGUUGGUCAAAGGUGAAGAUGGACGGACGGCUUUGGUGUUGGACCGGACGGUGUUCCAUCCGCAAGGCGGCGGUCAACCGGCGGACACAGGCUUCGUCGCCGUCGCCGGUUCGGAGGUCAAGUUCGUCGUGCAAGAUGUGCGGUCCAAGGACGGUGUAGUUUACCACUACGGUUUGGUUGAGAAUUGCGGUGAGGGAUGGGAAGCGGAGUUUGAGAAAGGGAGAGAGGUGGUGUUGCAUGUUGAUGAGUCUAGGCGCAAGCUUAAUUCUAGGCUUCACUCAGCUGGGCAUUUGCUAGAUGUGUGUAUGGAGAAUGUGGGAUUAGGUGAUUUAAAGCCAAGCAAAGGCUACCAUUUCCCUCAAGGGCCACAUGUGGAAUAUAUAGGCAUAGUUCCACAGAAAGAUGUGCAAAGUAAGCAGAAAGAGUUGGAGUUAGAAGUUAAUGCAUUGAUAUCGAGAGGAGGGAAGGUCUUUGUUGCAUCAGUACCAUAUGAAGAAGCAUGUAAGCUGUGUGGUGAAUGUCUUCCCGAUUACAUUCCAAAGGACAGCACUCCUCGUAUUGUGAAGAUGGGGACCAAUCCGGGCUGCCCAUGUGGUGGUACUCAUGUUUCUGAUAUUUCAGAGAUCAUCAGUGUUACAGUUUCUCAAAUACGGACCAAAAAAGGAUUCACGAAGGUCUUUUACAAUGUUGGUCCCUAAAUCUUGGUGUAUUGAUCACGUUUCUGACAAGGAACUUAUGUCUGUCGAAGUGCAUUUUUGAUGCCUUGUUGAUUGGGUUGAUGGUCAAUUGAUCAUUUGAUAUGAUCAAAGUUGUAGGGGUUACUUUUGAACAGUAAAGCAUUGCUUGUAAUUUUCAUUCUAUGGGCUCCAUCCGUAUCGUAUAUAUGCUGCCUGCUGUUUUAGCUCUGUCUCUAUGUGAGCUAAGACUCAGUAUACAUACUGAUGGUAGAUAUGAAUGUAUCAUAGUGUCAUAAGACUUGUAACGUUUAGCAGGAGACUUGGUGAAUCCAUAUGAAUGUAUGCUAAGACUAGUAACAUUCCUGCUUCCUAUAAA
This is a messenger RNA of Rosa chinensis, 1249 nucleotides long. Its product is annotated as alanine--tRNA ligase. Gene Ontology annotation, molecular function: nucleic acid binding; alanine-tRNA ligase activity; ATP binding. Lineage: Eukaryota; Viridiplantae; Streptophyta; Magnoliopsida; Rosales; Rosaceae. The coding region runs from base 121 to 894 and encodes 257 amino acids. Gene Ontology annotation, biological process: alanyl-tRNA aminoacylation; regulation of translational fidelity. The record is from RefSeq and is a predicted model, not a curated record. The transcript is spliced from 8 exons.